Messenger RNA from Fundulus heteroclitus (mummichog), 1001 nucleotides. It is a transcript of the gene kcnip1b, whose product is annotated as Kv channel interacting protein 1 b. The transcript has 9 exons. The record is from RefSeq and is a predicted model, not a curated record. Gene Ontology annotation, biological process: regulation of potassium ion transmembrane transport. Gene Ontology annotation, cellular component: voltage-gated potassium channel complex. Lineage: Eukaryota; Metazoa; Chordata; Actinopteri; Cyprinodontiformes; Fundulidae. Gene Ontology annotation, molecular function: calcium ion binding; transmembrane transporter binding; potassium channel regulator activity. Bases 265 to 945 code for a protein of 226 amino acids.
UCCUCUGCAGGUCGGGGGAAAUCCUCGUACGGAAAUAUUAACUGCGCCGGGGAAACGUCCCAAAAGGUUUUCAAACAGAAGACAAGACGAGGAGGCAGAGAAGGACACCCCAUCCGUUGACCCACCUGAUGAUGUCACAACCCAGAAUUCCCUGACGCCAGCUCUUCUUGCACCACGGGUCACAUACCACAUUACAGCGGGUCAUUUUUGUUUUGUUCAGGUACAUUGGAGUAAACCCGCGCUAUCCGCCCCUGCCUCAACCCCAUGAUGGCUGGCUGUACCAGCCGCUGCAGGCAGGGGAUGCAAAAGCUAAUUCAGUCCCUCCAGAGACUGGUCUCAGGAACCCUCACUAAAGAUAAAGCAGAUGAUGAGCUUGAGAUGACCACGGUGUGUCACAGGCCAGAGGGUCUCGAUCAACUGGAGGCCCAGACUAACUUCAGCAAGCAGGAGCUGCAGAUCCUCUAUCGCGGCUUUAAGAAUGAAUGUCCCAGUGGAGUCGUAAACGAGGAGACCUUCAAGCACAUUUAUGCACAGUUUUUCCCUCAUGGAGAUGCAAGCACGUAUGCACAUUACCUCUUCAACGCUUUCGACACUACAAACAACGGCUCCAUUAAAUUUAAGGACUUUGUGAUGGGCUUAUCCAUUCUGCUGAGGGGAACCCUGAGGGAAAAGCUGGAGUGGACGUUUCAUCUCUACGACAUCAACAAAGACGGAUACAUAAAUAGGGAGGAAAUGACGGAGAUUGUCAGGGCCAUUUAUGACAUGAUGGGCAAGUACACCUACCCCGCAUUAAAGGGAGACGUCCCGCAGCAGCACGUGGAUGCCUUUUUUCAGAAAAUGGAUAAGAACAAAGACGGAGUCGUGACCUUGGAAGAGUUUAUUAUAGCCUGCCAAGAGGAUGAAAACAUGAUGAGAUCCAUGCAGCUGUUCGAAAACGUGAUGUAGGAGGGGCCGAAAUAAAGAAGACAAAAAAAAAAGAUAAAUAAAUAGAACACGGCCAA